AUGAGAAUCAUCCUCAGCAGCAUCAACAACGCUCCUGCUGCUGUUGCUGCUCUCAUCUCGGACUUGUCUGCUGCAGUCCAGGCCCUCAAGGCCGAAGUCCACAUCGGCGCGGAGGCCUGCAGCAGGCGCUGGGCCGACUGGCUGCAGGAGACUGCCCGCGAGGAGGCCAGGGCCCCGCAGCAGCAGCAGCAGCAGCAGCAGCAGCAGCAGCGCAUGCCUCUCACCCACGUGGUCAAAAACGCGGGAGAAGCCCACAGGGCGCUUCUGAAGAUCGUCGGCGAUGCGCCGCACUUGGAGAUUCUGAAGAAGCUCGUGUCUGUGGGGGGCUCCAUUGUCGAGCAGAUUCGGCAGCAGCAGCAGCAGCAGCAGCAGCAGCAGCAGGGGCAGCCGCAGCAGCCGCAGGACGGGCAGUACGCACUGCAACAGCAGCAGCAAGGCCCCCUGCGAGCGCCGCAACAACAGCUGCAGCUGCAGCUGCAGCUGCAGCAGCAGCAGCAGCAGCUACAGUGGCAGCCAUUCCAACAGCAGCCAUCACCGCAGCAGCAGCCGCGGGGGCAGUCGCUGCUGCAGACGACGCUGCAGCAGCAACGGAAGUCAAUUACGCAGCAGUCAAUGCCGCAGCAGCCAACGCAGCAGCAGCCAACGCAGCAGCAGCCAACGCAGCAGCAGCCAACGCAGCAACAGCCAACGCAGCAGCAGCCAACGCAGCAGCAGCCAACGCAGCAGCAGCAGCAGCGGCGGUCACUGCACCAACCAACCGCGCAGCAGCAACAGCAGCGGCAGCUGCCGCAGCAGCAGCCCGCACCGACACCACUGCAGGAGCUGCAACGGCGGUGGCAGCAGAUGCAGCAGGGGCAGCAGAUGCAGCAGGGGCAGCAGGGGCAGCAGCAGCAGCAGCAGCAGCAGGAGCAGGAGCAGGAGCAGGAGCAGCAGGAGCAGCCGCAGCAGCAGCAGCAGCAACAGCAGCAGCAGCAGCGGCGGCGUCAUCCAACCCUGGCAGAGGAUGUGUGGCCACAAGAGAAGGCAGCGUUAGUAGCAGCUGCAGCUGGAGCAGCAGAGGCAGCAGCAGCCACUGCAGCGGCAGCCGGAGCAGCAGGACAGGAGCAGCAGGGGCCCCUGCUGGAGCAGCAAAGGCAGCAGCAGCCACUGAGGAAGCAGCAGCAGGGUCCCGUGCAGCAGCAGCAAUGGCGGCUGCAGCGGGGCCGCAGCCCUGCAGCAGCAGCAGCAGCAGCAGCAGCGGCCGACGCCACAGCAGGGAGAGCAGCAGCCGCUGCAGCAGCGGCAGCAGCAGGUAGCGCCUGCAGCAGCAGCAGCAGCAGCAAGUUCAGCAGCUCUGGAGGGAGGAGAUGUGGGGGGCCAAAAGGGCCAGUGAGGUCUCUCUCAGCGAGGCACAGAGAAAGAUAG
Messenger RNA from Eimeria tenella, 1404 nucleotides. RefSeq lists its product as uncharacterized. The transcript is spliced from 2 exons. The record is from RefSeq and is a predicted model, not a curated record. Lineage: Eukaryota; Apicomplexa; Conoidasida; Eucoccidiorida; Eimeriidae. Bases 1 to 1404 code for a protein of 467 amino acids.